AUAUUUUCUAGAGUGCAAGAUAUGUGUAAGAAUUAUGGAAGACGAUCCAAAUAGCUCAAAUCUAAGUGAUUUAGAGUCUUUUAUUCUUACAAAGUAUGACCCUCUGCUAACCAUUGUAAAGGAGCUAAAUGACAGUUUGCAAAAUUUAGAAAAAGAAAACCUGCGCCUAGAGCGUAGAAUUGUGAACUUGGAGCAAUAUUUGCUCAGUAGCAAGAAUGAAGACAAAAAUACCAAGGAGAAGUUUACGUUACCAUCUGAAGUCAAUCUUGUUGAAGAUGAGUCCGCUCUCUCCCUACCAUGGUUGUUCUCCUGUCAAGCUAAGACGCCUCUUUCUGCUUUGCAAGUAUUGCUUGAGUUUCAUCCGGAUAGUACUAUUGAAUUGGACAUUUCUACAUGGUUACGGGAGGAAAACAUGUGGAUAUCAUUAUUAGACGAACUUUUACCUAUUCUAUCAUUAAGUGUGGGAUCAAAUGAAUUGGAAGAGCUCCACAGCAUUCGUAGAAUUGCACGCAAAACACUAUUGGAGAUGAGCAAAAAUGAAAUUUUAAUCGUACUAAGAAAUGUCCCAGGGAAAGAUGAAGCCUCUAGCAACGCUACCCGUAUAACUUUAGUUGCAAUUUUGGCGUCGGCAAUUUCAGAAGCAUGGAAGAGAGUGGAACAGUUAAAUCCUCAUAAUAUGGGCAGAGUCUCCUUAGUUCUAGAGGGUGAUAAUAUUGGCACACGAUUGAGAGCAGGGACAAAAAGAUUUAGAAUAGAACCACUAAAUUAGUAUAGUUCUCAUUAUUGAUGAGGAUUUUUAUAAUGUUUAUCUAAUGUG
Messenger RNA from Theileria equi strain WA, 817 nucleotides. RefSeq lists its product as hypothetical. The transcript is spliced from 7 exons. The coding region runs from base 35 to 769 and encodes 244 amino acids. NCBI's taxonomy places the organism in Eukaryota, Apicomplexa, Aconoidasida, Piroplasmida, Theileriidae. The record is from RefSeq and is a predicted model, not a curated record.